Penicillium samsonianum is the source of this 1071-nucleotide messenger RNA. RefSeq lists its product as uncharacterized. NCBI's taxonomy places the organism in Eukaryota, Fungi, Ascomycota, Eurotiomycetes, Eurotiales, Aspergillaceae. The record is from RefSeq and is a predicted model, not a curated record. The coding region runs from base 1 to 1071 and encodes 356 amino acids. Gene Ontology annotation, molecular function: metallopeptidase activity. The transcript is spliced from 4 exons.
AUGAAGAUAGCACGUCAUAUCUACCUCAACCGCUUUCUGGCCAUCCUGCAAGUGAUCGCGUUUCUGUCAACUAGCGUGUGGUCGCAAGAUGUCUACACACGCUUUCGCGUGGAACAAGGCAGCGGGCCUAUCACACGGACUGGCAACACAGGCGGAUCUUGUGAGGGCAUCGACGUGGAAAAAGGGUUUGACCUGGCAGCGGUGUAUAGAGAAGCUAUAGAUAUGGCAGCCGUGGCUGUCGUAUCUAUGGACAAUUACGCAUCCGAUGCAACAGUCAGAGCGAAUCUCCAAACAUGGUUUGCAAUCAAGGAGGACCCUACAACACACGCUGUUUCAGCAGCAAGUGUUGCUCGUUUCGCGAAAGUGAGAAGAUAUUUUCAAACAGUCAUUGACGAAUCCGGAACGCCGCACAAUGGAGCUAAUCCGGCGCUCUUCUGCUCCGAAAAAUGGCGCUGGAGAACCCGAUGGGUACACGAUUCCCAAACGGGAAAGAAGACUGGGAAUCUUCUAAAAGAUGACUUCGGAGUUGAUUGGUUAGUAUGGUCUCCCCUAUUCAAAGGCUAUUCCCAAGAAAACAUCAUGUGCCAAGGGGGAACUUUCGCUUUCACGUCUCACGGGGAGUGGCAAUCGAUUACAUUCUGUCCUCUAUCGUUUGAAUAUUCACGUAGAAAACACACAUUGGCUCAGUGGAGGAAUGGCCAGCAAACAAUUGCCGACGGGACCAAUAUGCAAAUGGCGCUUUCAACACCAGCUGUAUUCUUACACGAGCUCAUGCAUAUGGUGAAUAGGGCGAGGGAUGUCAAGUUCGCUAAUCCCUCUAACGGGAAAUUCGAGACCGCAUAUGGCGCCGUCUUAACAGGGAGCCUGGCUUUAGCUGCUCCUGAUGAGUCGGCCAAUAAUGCAGACAAUUAUAUGUGGUGUGCGACUGCUAUGUAUCUCCCCCAAUAUGACUGGUCACGGGUUAUUGCGGGUAAACGAACGGCGAAUGGUGCCGCUGCCCGUCGUUCUAUCUCGGCUGAAGCCCAUGGCCGGAAACAUACACAUCAUUCGGGGAAACGCAGGCAAAUAUAG